Molecule: messenger RNA, 2532 nt
Organism: Cavia porcellus (domestic guinea pig)
Lineage: Eukaryota; Metazoa; Chordata; Mammalia; Rodentia; Caviidae
Gene: Pla2g2f
Product: phospholipase A2 group IIF
Exons: 5
Coding region: 258-857 (199 amino acids)
Biological process (GO): phospholipid metabolic process; lipid catabolic process; negative regulation of T cell proliferation
Molecular function (GO): phospholipid binding; calcium ion binding
Source: RefSeq, a predicted model, not a curated record
GAGAGGCCCCACCCAAAGCUAUCUCCACUGAGAGAAUCCAGGAUUGAGAUGAACUGCUCUGGAGAGCCCAGAGACCAAAGGGAAUGCCAGCAACACAGUAGGGUCCCACUAAAGUGCACGGGAUUGACAGGCCAGACUAGUGGAGUGAAAACUUCCAAGCAACAAUAGCAGUACAAGCCAACAGGUGGAUGGGCAGGUGGAGUAUUAAUCACAGAACCGGGUGCCAAGAACUGGAGCAUUGAGGAGCAGCCCGGGAGAUGCCUGCGCUGAGGCCCGGAACUGCAGGAUGGUGCGGGGUACAGACUCAGGCUCAGGUCUCCUCUCUCAGGUCCAGCCUGGGUGUGAAGAAGAUCUUGGCCAUCGCCAUCCUGGCCAGCAGUGUUCUGUCCACUGCCCACAGCAGCCUGUUCAACCUCAAGUCCAUGGUGGAGACUAUCACAGGCAGAGGUGCCAUCCUGUCCUUCGUGGGCUACGGCUGCUACUGCGGGCUGGGGGGCCGCGGUCAGCCCAUGGAUGAAGUGGACUGGUGCUGCCAUGCCCAUGACUGCUGCUACCAGAAGCUCUUUGACCAGGGCUGCCGCCCCUAUGUGGACCACUAUGACUACGUGAUCGAGAACGGCACUGUGAUUGUCUGCAGUGAACUCAACGAGACAGAGUGUGACAAGCAGACGUGUGAGUGUGACAAGAACGUGGCCCUGUGCCUCAAGAACCGGGAAUACAGGGAAGAGUACCGUGGCUACCUCAACAUUUACUGCAAGGGCCCCAUGCCCAACUGCAGCAUCUACGACCCACACCCAGAGGAGGUCACCUGUGGAUAUGGCUGCUCAGCAGCCUCCGCCCUGCCCCAGCACCUCUAAGGCCAGGAACUAGGUCUGAGGAGGAGGAGGGUUUGGCUGGAGGCCAGACUGAUGGAGCAUACGGAAAUGGGCCAGAUCUGAGCCCAGUGGUCCCCUGUUGUCCCCUCCCCAGAGCCCUACUGAGACCCCACCAGCUCUUCCAGCUCAGCCCUGGAACGGAGGCUUCCUCUUACCCCUGAUUCUGGCCUUGGUAGGAAGCACAUGGCUUGUUGGGGUCUCUCCAGAGUAUGGAAGGCAAGACCCAAGAAGGAAAAAUGGACCUCUGUUGCUGGUCCCAGCCCGACUCCAGAGUCUGAGACCUGGCCACUUCAGGCCUCUAGGACAGACCUGGCUCGGGAUAGUUUAUCUCUGCUUCAGGGGCUUGUGGCACUUUAGAGCCCUAUUAACUGAGCUGGUACCCCUGCCCCCCAUGCUCAUGGAAAUGGCACAGGAGUCCCAGCCCAGACACCAAAAGGAUGUCCCAGUCCCAAAAUCCAAGAGCCUCUGAGCAAGUGACUCUGUCCUGGGAGCGUAAGAAUUAGGAUGCAGGUGCACGGGAUAUACCCCCAAUAUGCACAGCUCUUCUCCAUGACCUUUGACCCAGGCACACAAGAGAUGCACCCUGCCCUGCUCAUAUAUUGCUCUGAGGAGCAAUAUAUGAGUGUCCUCCAGCACAGAGAGGCAGGACCAGCACCCCGGUAUGCGCUGAAGCAGCCAGGCUGAGACACAAGACACUGAUGCUCUGUCCAGUGCCAGGUGUCAGGAGUCCUGUCCAUGAGAAGAGGCUGAGAGUGAGACCCACUCAGUGAAGAGGGACAAAAAGAUGGAAGGGGAAGUGUGGAGGCAGGAGGCUGGAGGAGGGGGCGAUGUGGUUAUGAGGGAAGGGGGCAGGAAAAGGCAGGAUGGAGGCCUCUGGGCAUGCUGGCAGAGGUGAGGGGCCCGGCUCUACACCAUGCCUACCUCUGUGCCCAGCACUGUCUUGCCAGGUCUCGGUUCCCAGCUGGCCUCACCUUCCAUGUAGGGUCAGGGACUCCACUCAGCAACCCUACCUUCCACCACCUCCUGCCUCAAUCUGCGUCAAUCCCGAGGAGCCCCAGGAGCCAUCUGCUCUGCAGACAAUGACAAGACCCACCAAGAAGUUCAGUCUGCUCGGCAGUGUCCCAUGGGCCACUGUCACUGGGGAAGAGAGCCAAGCCUGACUGGAGGGGGAAGCAGGAAGGAGCAUCUGCAAGGAAGACAGUAGAACAGGCCAGAAGCCUUACCCAGCCACACAGCAGCUUCUGGAACAGCAGCCCUGGGACCGAGGGGUCGCUGUGCCUGGGUCUGACUGUGCUGUGACCAAACCUGCCCAGUCACGGGAGCUCCCUCAUCUGCCCUCUCAGGGGUCUGCCCAGCAAGCCGCCACCUCCUUCCUCCUCAGCUGGCCAAGUCCCAGCCCACCAAGCCAGUGCAGAGCUGGGAUGGACAGGACACUCCAGCCUCUUGCAGGGUCUUUGCCCCUGGCCUAUGGGUCGUCUACCAGUGCACAAUCUCCUCUUCUGAAGGUCCGUACUUGCAUACAGGGAGGAGGCUCUGCAGUUAUGGGGUCCCUCCACCCCCUUUUCAUCCCAGGCUCUCCCAGAUGCUGCAGCUCCCAAGAAUCUCCUCCACAUGAUUCAGCACCCCCUUCUCAAAUGAAUAAAGGCCUUCUGUCUCA